CUAAAGUGGCAGAAGUCCUUUAAAGGCAUGCUGACACAACUUUACGCUCAAGUUAGCAGGCAUGUCUUCGCUUCGGAUAAACUUCCAUUUAAGUCGUACCAUUACCGCUGCAGCAGCGGACUUUUUCGCCUUGCAGCCACGACAGACCUUGGCUCUUUGCAGCGACAGACGAGGCCUUUGCAUAAAUCCGAACAGAAAGUGCUCAGGGAAACGCUACAAUGUACCACCGAGCGCCGAGUUUGUUGCCAGGGUGGCCGGGAUCCCCACCAUGGCCAAAUUACCUUACCAGGACACCGCAGAAGGGCUUGAUGCAGCGUUUGUUGGCGUCCCAAUUGAUACCGGGACCUCGAACCGACCUGGCGCAAGGUUUGGCCCACGACAGAUCAGAGUUGAGUCGGCCAUGCUGAGGGCUUACAACAGUGGCACCAGGGCAGCACCUUAUGAGUCCCUCAUGGUUGCUGAUAUUGGGGAUGUGAACGUUAAUGUAUAUGACCUGAAAGACACUUGCAAACGCAUCAGGGAGGCCUACAGAAAGAUCCUGGCCACUGGCUGCAUCCCACUAACUAUGGGUGGCGAUCACACUAUUGCUUACCCAAUCCUGCAAGCCGUUGCUGAGAAGCAUGGCCCAGUGGGUUUGAUCCAUGUGGAUGCUCAUGCUGACACCAGUGAUGUGAUAUUGGGGGAGAAAAUAGGCCAUGGGACUCCAUUCAGACGAUGUGUGGAGGAAGGAUUACUGGACUGCAAGAGAGUGGUCCAGAUUGGCCUUCGGGGUUCAGGCUAUUCUCCCGACUCAUAUGAAUGGAGUCGGGCACAGGGCUUCCGUGUUGUGCAAGUGGAAGAGUGUUGGUACAAAUCUCUUGCGCCUUUAAUGGAUGAGGUCAGGAAUCAGAUGGGCAAAGGUCCAGUAUACCUCAGUUUUGACAUUGAUGCUCUUGACCCUGGCUUUGCUCCUGGAACAGGCACACCUGAGAUAGCAGGGCUCACUCCCAUACAGGGAGUUGAGAUUAUUCGGGGAUGCCGUGGUCUGAACCUUGUUGGAUGUGAUCUAGUGGAGGUGUCACCACCCUACGACACCACAGGAAACACUGCAUUGACUGGGGCCAACCUCCUCUUUGAAAUGUUAUGUGUUCUCCCAAAAAUUAAGUACUAUUGAUAGCAUAGAAGAGAAUAAAAUGUGAAGUUUUGGAAAAACUCGGACAAUCAAAUUUUGGCACAGUCAUGCUUUUCACUCUUGAAUGACACUAAAAUAUCUGAGGGUAAUUACUGUCUUAUAAAUUGCGAACAAAAUGAUGAGUAUGCCGCAGUGGACACAAGUUUUGAUUCUGUAAGUAUCGGCUUCAUUAGGAAAUCCUGCACUCAUUCAACAGCGCAGUGCUGCAGUUGAGUUUUAAGACCAUGACAACUUAGUGCCGUUUGGGUGUACAGAAAUGUGAAAUUCAGUAUUCACCAAUGUGCAUUUAAGGCAAGAAAGACAAACCGGUCAGUGAUUUAAACUAACUGCUGCUUUUAGUAAAUACAUAAGGAAAUA
This is a messenger RNA of Neolamprologus brichardi, 1528 nucleotides long. RefSeq names its product agmatinase (putative) (gene agmat). The record is from RefSeq and is a predicted model, not a curated record. Lineage: Eukaryota; Metazoa; Chordata; Actinopteri; Cichliformes; Cichlidae. Gene Ontology annotation, molecular function: agmatinase activity; metal ion binding.